Nicotiana tabacum (common tobacco) is the source of this 2048-nucleotide messenger RNA. Its product is annotated as DUF21 domain-containing protein At2g14520-like. Gene Ontology annotation, biological process: intracellular manganese ion homeostasis; magnesium ion homeostasis. The record is from RefSeq and is a predicted model, not a curated record. Gene Ontology annotation, cellular component: cytoplasm. NCBI's taxonomy places the organism in Eukaryota, Viridiplantae, Streptophyta, Magnoliopsida, Solanales, Solanaceae.
GAAAGAAAAAGAGCAAAAUCAGAAUAAAAGCCUUUUAUUUCCAUCAUAAUACAAUGACAAGGACACAACUAUAUCAGCUGUAUCACCAUCACCAUCUCUUCACAAGCUCACACGUCACCUUCACAUUACUUCACCUCCGACGAACACGGGAACACCAAUCCACACCCUAGUUACCGUAAUUUUCCGUCGCCGGCGAAUCCUGCUUGUUUCUAUAAAUACACAAAUCUAUAUACCAAAAGCAUUAUAUUUAAAAAAGGAUAAGAGUAUAUACUAUAUACCCUCAGUAUCUGCAAACUACGGUUUCAAUUCUUCUCUCUAUCUAUAAUAAAACGAGGAAAUUGUGAGCUAAGCAGUUUCACUGUUUUCUUCUGCUCCUUUUGUCGGAACGCAUUUUUGGUGUGAAGUUAUUUUGGAAGCUUUAAAUUUUCGAGAAUGGAGGUGCUACAGUACUGGAUUGUGUUUCUCUAACACUAAAUCGUUUAGGUUUUUUUGAGACUUUCUAGGGUUACAUAUUUGGAAGAGUUAGGUUUUAGGUUUCUUUUGUGGAGAAGACGUACGGUGAAUGGCGGUGGAGUAUAGAUGUUGCGAGACAGGGUUCUUCAUACAUAUUUUGAUAAUUAUUUUUCUGGUAUGUUUCGCUGGUUUAAUGUCUGGCCUUACGCUAGGACUCAUGUCCCUCAGCCUAGUUGAUCUCGAAGUCCUCGCUAAGUCUGGAACUCCUUGUGAUCGUAAAAAUGCUGAGAAGAUCUUGCCUGUUGUCAAAAAUCAGCAUUUAUUGCUGGUCACUCUGCUUAUUUGCAAUGCUGCUGCUAUGGAGGCACUUCCUAUCUUUCUUGACAGCCUAGUGACGGCUUGGGGUGCUAUACUGAUUUCUGUCACGUUGAUUCUUCUGUUUGGUGAGAUCAUACCACAAUCUGUGUGCUCAAGAUAUGGACUGGCCAUUGGUGCAGCUACAGCCCCAGUUGUUCGUGUUCUUGUUUGGAUCUGUUUUCCUAUUGCAUAUCCAAUAAGCAAGCUGCUGGACUUUCUGCUGGGACAUGGAAAUAGAGCUCUUUUCCGGCGAGCUGAGUUGAAAACUCUAGUAAAUUUGCAUGGGAAUGAGGCUGGUAAAGGCGGAGAACUAACACAUGAUGAGACAACGAUAAUUGCUGGUGCUCUUGAGCUGCAUGACAAAACAGCUAGUGAUGCGAUGACCCCGAUAUCUGAAAUCUUUGCCAUUGAUAUUAAUGCGAAGCUGGACAGGAAUUUGAUGAACUUAAUUUUGAAGAAAGGGCAUAGCAGGAUACCAGUCUACUACGACCAACCUACAAACAUAAUAGGGCUAAUUCUGGUCAAGAACUUGUUGACUGUCCAUCCAGAAGAUGAAACUCCUGUGAAAAGCGUUACCAUCCGAAGAAUCCCAAGGGUCCCAGAUACUAUGCAUUUGGAUGACAUCCUGAAUGAGUUUCAGAAAGGUCAUAGCCACAUGGCUGUGGUUGUAAGACAGUGCAACAAGGAUAUGGAUCAUCCUGAUACCAAAUCCCCUGCAGAGAAUCCCGUGAAGGAUGUCAGGGUUGACAUUGAUGGUGAAAAGCCUCCCCUAGAGAAGAGUCUGAAGACAAAGCGAUCAUUGCAGAAGUGGAAGAGUUUCCCUAAUGGUGGAAAUGCUUCAUUCAAAAGUUCUAGGAACAAAAAGUGGACUAGAGAUAUGUACUCGGACAUUCUGCGAAUUGAUGGAAAUCCCCUGCCAAAACUCCCAGAAGAGGAAGAGGUUGUCGGAAUAAUAACUAUGGAAGAUGUUAUUGAAGAGCUUUUACAGGAGGAAAUCUUUGAUGAGACGGAUCACCACGUGGAGGAUUCAUAAUCAUAUAUAUGUUGUUAAUUAUGUUGUUGUAGACAAUGUAUAAUUAGAAAAUUUUGAUGUCUUAUUUAAGAGAUGUGUUAUACUGUACUUCCGAACAACUAUAGUAGAACAUUCAGACGCUUUGUACAAGACUCUUGUCUACUGAAGAAAUGAGCCUCAAAAAGUUACAAAAAGGUUCUUUCUGAUAUAAAGACGUUUUCAGUCA